AUGCCUUGGGCCCCUAAAAGUAAAAGGUAAGGACUUGCCCUGGGUAAGGAAUGAAGUUCCUGAAUGAAUCCUUAGGAGACGUUUGUAAAUGGAUAGUCAAGCGGCCAAGCCAGUAAUGCCACAUUAAGAGCUAAAGCUGCUAAGAAAACUAGACAAGUGUCCAAGCCCAUGCCUCAUUUGUUUAUUCUAUCCACUAUCCAGCAGCUGCAUCACCGCAUUCUAACACCGCUUCCCGCAACCGCAACAUUUAUUUUACCAAAUUAAGCAAAUAAGGAUUAUUUGUUCGGGUAAAAAUGGAGGCCUCUCGGUGGCAUUCAAGGUCAACCAUGGAGGUGAAGGUGCUUCUUCUGGUGGUGAUAGCGGUGGCGGCAGUGGAAAGAGUGAAUUGCAACGCUACGGUAGCAUUAGCGGCAGUGCAUGAGAUGGCUGAAGAUCCGGAGGCGGCGAAGGACAGCUGGGAUCGGGUUCGCAAAGAGGCCACUGCGUGGGGAAAGGACAAGAUUGAGGACGGACUCGGGUUGGAGCACACACCCCGGGCCACAAAUGAUGAUGAAGAACGUUCAACGGACAAAUUUCAGGCCGCUAAUAUGGCGGCUACAAAAGUCAAGCAAUGGGCCGAUAAAAUUGAAGAGGGAUCGAAGAAGGCGAGCAAGACAAUUCGAAAAGCACCGGAGAAAACAUAUGAAACUAUUAAGGGUGCAACUAACAAGGCCUCAUCGAUGAAGGAUGCUAUUAUUGAAAAAGGCCAAGAAGUUAAGGGUAAGGUCCAAGAGAAUGCGAAGGACGUAAUUGACAAGGCCUCGUCGAUGAAGGAUGCAACUAUUGAGAAAGUUCAACAAGGAAAGGGUAGUAAAAACCAAGAGAAUGGUAAGGUCAAAGACGAGGAGGAUGCCAAACAUCAAAAGGAAGUCAAAGGAGAGAAGGAUAUCAUAGGCUCAGAGACCGGAGAUGCAAAGGAAAUGAGUAACAAUAAGAGUAAAAAGGUAAGAAAGGAGGAACGAAAAGUUGUCGAGGAAUGGGAGGAGGUUGAGGCCAAGGAAGGGCAUGAUGUUGCGAAGAAGGGUGGUGAGAGUUUGCAUAGUACAGAGGGGACGAUGUCUAGGACACGCCAUGUCGAGGAGUUGUGAAUUUAUAUGAUUUAUCUUUUAUUCUAAUCAAUGUAAGUUGGUGUAGUUUUUUAGAACUCACCUUAGGAAUUUAGAGAUUAUAGGGCCGAGCUUCAUUAAUUGUGAAAUCAUUCGGAGUGUCUCAAGCGUAGAGUUGCGUAGGUAAGUUGAUAAACAUGUAAUAGGUGUUAGUUCAGUAGUGUUCUUUCCUUAUCUAAUAAAUAAAAGGUACUUUAU
Molecule: messenger RNA, 1343 nt
Organism: Spinacia oleracea (spinach)
Lineage: Eukaryota; Viridiplantae; Streptophyta; Magnoliopsida; Caryophyllales; Amaranthaceae
Exons: 2
Coding region: 294-1127 (277 amino acids)
Source: RefSeq, a predicted model, not a curated record